GCGCAGCUAACGUUAGCGGUCUAGACUAACAGAAAACUUGGGACUAUGACAGUAGUAGAAUAGCUGUCUGAGCUGCCUGAAAAUGAGGAAUAUACUGAUAAUUGCCUUUCUGGCUCCUUGUUGGGUCAACGGUGCUAUUAAGUCAAGAGUUACUACUGAGGAGAGUCACGAAGAAAACCCUGAGUUCGAUGCCCUGAACUCCGUCCUGUCGGACUUUGAGGUGCUGCCAUUGGCAGACCUCAAGCUGCAUUCUGUUAGGAAGAGGGACGUCCACACCCAGUCCCACCUGGAGCGCCUGGUCAGCUUCAGAGCACUACACAGGCAUUUCAAGCUUUACUUGACCACCAACACAGACCUUUUCACUGACAACUUCAAAGCUGUGUUUCUUGAUAAACAUGGGAGAGAGGAGAACUAUGAUAUUCAGCUUCAAAACUAUUUCACUGGACAUGUUGUCGGAGAGGAGAAUUCACGCGUGCAGGCUCACAUAGAUGGAGAUGAGUUUUCUGCUCACAUUCUAACUGAUGAAGCAGAGUACAACGUAGAGCCCCUGUGGAGGUUUACCGAUUCCCCAGCUGAUGGCAGGUUGCUGGUUUAUCGCUCCGACGACAUCAAGAAUCUGAGUCGCAUCGUCUCACCAAAAGUGUGCGGUUACGUCCACGCAGAGGACAUGGACCUGCUACCACAAACUGCCAGGAUGGACAGGGACGGGCAGGAGGUGGACCAGAAAAAGGAGUACCAUCACAGAGAGAAAAGAUAUGUCCACGACCACAAGAAGAAUACCUGCCCCCUGCUGCUGGUUGCUGAUUACCGGUUCUUUAAACACAUGGGCCGCGGACAAGAGAGCGUUACUCUCAACUACCUGAUUGAGCUGAUUGAUCGAGUUGAUGACAUUUAUAGGAACACAACCUGGGAUGAUGAAUUCAAAGGCUAUGGGGUUCAGAUCCAUCAGAUCAUCAUCAACAAGGAGCCUACAAGGUGUCCCCCUGAACUUGCUGGCACCAACUGGGUCCACUAUAACAUGGAGGACAGCCCUGUGAAAGGAAAAGAGGUCUGGGAUGUGAAGAGACUUCUGGAGCAAUUCAGCUCAGACAUCGCCGGCAAUGCCUCCACUGUGUGUCUGGCCCACCUAUUCACCUACCAGGAUUUUGAUGAGGGCACACUGGGGCUGGCGUACGUGGCUCCCUCCAAAGCUCAGGCCCUGGGCGGCCUCUGCCCCAAACCUUACUACCCAUAUCACUCUGCCAAGAAGCCCAGUUACCUCAACACAGGCUUGACCAGCACCAAGAACUAUGGCAAAACCAUCCUCACAAAGGAAGCAGAUUUGGUGACCACUCAUGAGCUGGGCCAUAACUUUGGAGCCGAGCACGACCCUGACAACAUCCCUUAUUGUGCUCCAAGUGACGACCAAGGGGGGAAGUUUGUCAUGUACCCCAUUGCUGUGAGCGGAGACCAUGUUAACAACAAGCGUUUCUCCAACUGCAGCAAGAUCUCCAUAGGAAAGACAUUACGUUCCAAGGCUCCAGUGUGCUUCAAGGAGAGAAACAGUAAGGUAUGUGGGAACUCCAGAGUAGAGGAUGGGGAAGAGUGCGACCCUGGGCUACUCCACCUCAACGAUGACCUCUGCUGCUCAUCUGACUGCAAGUUCAAAUCUGGUGCACAGUGCAGUGACAGAAACAGCCCUUGCUGUAGAAACUGCAAGUUUGAGCACGCAGGAGUCAGGUGUCAGGAACCCAUUAGUGCUACCUGUAAAGGCAUAUCUUCCUGCACAGGCAACAGCAGUGUAUGUCCACCUCCUGCGAAUGCAGCUGACGACACUAUAUGCGUGGACAACGGCCGGUGUCUCAAAGGAGAGUGCAACCCUUUCUGUGAGGCCAUGCAGAACCUUCAGUCCUGUGCCUGCAAUGAAACUGAGGACUCCUGUAAAGUGUGCUGCAGAAAAGAUGGCACCUGCUCUCCCUUCAUCCAGGCCAAUGGCAGCUUCCUUUUCCUUCGCAAAGGAAAACCGUGCACUGUGGGCUUCUGUGAUGAGGGCGGAAAGUGCAUGAAGCAGGUGCAGGAUGUGAUCGAGAGGUUGUGGGAUUUUAUUGACAAACUGGACAUUAACACGUUUGGGAAGUUCUUGGCUGAUAACAUAGUGGGCUCAGUCGUGGUGUUUUCCCUCGUCUUCUGGAUUCCUCUCAGUAUCCUGGUUCACUGUGUGGACAAACGACUUGACCAGCAGUAUGAGGAGAAUACAAAGUCCUUCUACUACCCUCCAAGUAGUCAAGAAAUGCUGAGCAACCUCGAGUCAACGUCCAUGCGCAUCGUCAAGCCUCCUCAGCCUCCCUUCUCCUUCGCCGGCCGGACCGCGCCCUCCUCCCUGCCCCAGCAGCCUCAUCAGCUGAGCCAGGUCGGGGGCACUUCUGCAUCCAGCAGCAGCAGCAGCAGCAGCAACAGCAGUACCCCGGCCCCUGGCCCGAGCUACGGCCCCACCCCGGACAGCGCAGGGGGGCUGCGGAUGGCCACCAUCCAGGAGGACACCAGCAGCGACUCUCACCUGGGAGAGGAGGGCCUGUCGGACGAUUUCACAACCGCCGGAGCCUGCUCGUCGGCUACGAAAUCCUCCUACGAGGAUCUGACAGAACAGAACCCACCAGCCAGGGACCGGCGGCGCCUCAAGAGGCAGGACUGCAUUGACACUAAAGAGACCGAGUGCUGAGAGUAAACAACCAGCACCAACAUGUACAUGCAUCCUGGUAUUUGUUUUACGGAACAUGCUAAUAUAAGCAGCAUUAUUGGCUUUUUUCUUAUCACAAGUCACAGACAGCAACUGUUUAGAGGCAAUAGCAUACAAAUUUUGUAGGUCAGAUUUGGUGUUUAACAGAGCCACGGACAACAUUUCAGGAUUUCAGGCAACACUAGAUGUGGAUAUUACUCAGUCAGCUGUAACUUGGAUUUAAUCACUAUAACUAAUGCAUGAGUAGUCUCAAAUCCCCAUGACUGCAGAAAAAUAGUUACUGAGUGAUUUCACGUUUUUGUGUGCCUGCAUGAAAUGAUGCUGUGCCUUUUUUAGUUGGGUAGAUGAUAUCCUUGUCCAGAUGAUGCCUGAAAAAUCGGUCGGUUCCUCAAACACAUCCUAGAGCUCACUUAUCUUUAUGUGAUAACCCAGCGGCUAAAUGGGUUUCUGAUUAUGUACAUUUUUUCUCAAGAACAAAAAUUAUCACAUUGAUUCCAAGGCUGUAUCUGCUGUGUUGCCAGUGUGCCCUGUUUAACUGAAGUGAGCUUUGAUUGUGGACCAUAAGGAAAAAAAAAAAAAGCAGUGUCAGCAAAAGUAUGUCAGUGUCAACCUUGUCUUUUGACCAGUAUAUGCUUGUGCACCAUGUAUUGUCUUGCAGUGCAACCUCACAGAUUUGCUCUAAGGAAACAUUUCAGUGUGAUAUGUUUAAGCAGGUGGACAUUGAACUUGACUUAUAAGAUGACUGAUUUAUCAUGAAUCUGUGUCAUAAUGGCACUUGAAGUAUUCUUCAUAUCACCAGAGAGUUGAAUUAAGUUUUAUACAUAUAAAAUGUAAAAUAUACUGGGCUGUGUCAUUAAUGGUUUCUUUUACUGUGCAAGUGAUGGAGUGGUAGUCUCUUCAGCAUUACACUUAUUCUAUUUGACCAACUGGUGAAACUUGGAGAGAACAUUAGUGUUGGUUAUUUAUUUGUUGUGUAUUUUUUCUGCGUGGUUGGUCCCUGUAUGAAACAACAUGGUGCCUUUUCAGAUGUUGUGCCUGACUGUUCUGACCUAUUUCUGUGCAAAAAGACAAGAAUAUUCCCUGAAGAUGAACAUGAAUCCGAACAAUCCUGAUUUUAAUUUUUAAAAGAAACUGCCCGAGGUGCUCUAAUGUUAUUUUUCCACUUAGUUUUGUGUCCUUGUGCCAAUGUGAGUUAUAGUACCUUUCUCUUAUUUAAUGCUGUCUAACCACUGUUGCCUGUUUUGUCACAUUAAAUUUGUUAAAUAACUAUUUAACUGUACGUCAGUAAAAAGAAGACUGUGUAGCUAACAUGGGCUCAACUUGAUGGAUGUGAACUGUUACACAAUGAGCAGAUGUUCUGUGCCCUGUGUUCUAAUGAUGUGUAUAUUUUCUCAUUGUUUCUUUGCUUUUAAAUAUUCACCCAUAUGUUCAUUUUUAUAAGUUUCUUGCUUGCAUUACCUAUGCACAUCUCAAAAUAAAAAUCUUUAUUAUG
Seriola dumerili (greater amberjack) is the source of this 4208-nucleotide messenger RNA. It is a transcript of the gene adam17a, whose product is annotated as disintegrin and metalloproteinase domain-containing protein 17-like. Gene Ontology annotation, biological process: membrane protein ectodomain proteolysis; Notch signaling pathway. Gene Ontology annotation, molecular function: metalloendopeptidase activity. Lineage: Eukaryota; Metazoa; Chordata; Actinopteri; Carangiformes; Carangidae. The record is from RefSeq and is a predicted model, not a curated record. The transcript is spliced from 19 exons. Bases 83 to 2698 code for a protein of 871 amino acids. Gene Ontology annotation, cellular component: plasma membrane.